Molecule: messenger RNA, 2098 nt
Organism: Trichoplusia ni (cabbage looper)
Lineage: Eukaryota; Metazoa; Arthropoda; Insecta; Lepidoptera; Noctuidae
Gene: CPR90
Product: hornerin-like
Exons: 4
Coding region: 88-1989 (633 amino acids)
Cellular component (GO): extracellular matrix
Source: RefSeq, a predicted model, not a curated record
GAAUAUUUUAGGACAAACAAAACACGUCUUAUAAGCAGUGUUUCUUCUUCAAAAAUAUCAGUAGUCUUCCAUCGAUCACCAGGAAAGAUGAUUGUCAAAAGCUAUGUGGUGAAUUUACUUUUAGGAUUAGGAUUCAUUAGUGUCGUCACUGGAACUUCUUACUCCAACGUUUACGUAGAACGCGGUCUCCCUAAGGAAUAUUAUCAAUAUGGCACACCGUACGCUCCACUAGUGAAUCCACGAUUAUCCCAAUUCAACGCUUUGCCCCCCGUACCCAGUUACAUUUCACCCUGUGCUCCACCUUGUGUACUUCCUGGUCAAGCGAUUGCUCCGAGUGCAAAUAUUAUAUCCUACAAUGCUCCAAGUCUUCCUGUUGUGGUAGCGCCUGCUGAGGACCCUGCUGGAUAUCAGUAUCAAUACGUUGUAUAUGAUGAAGAUACAGGCGAUCACAAGGCGCAACGUGAACAAAGCGAUGGUUCAGUUGUUCGAGGUGAAUACUCGUUUUUGCAACCAGACGGCUAUGUACGAGAAGUGCAGUACGUGGCCGAUGACGUUUCAGGGUUUAACGCCGUGGUAAGAAAUUUUCUACCUGUAAAAGUUGAAGGUAACAAACUAGGUGAAGCAAAGGGCGUGAAGAAUGCGGCCAUACAUUGUCUCGAAGUAAAACACGAAUCUCUGAAAAAAGGAUCAGCUGCAUUAAAGGAUAGUUCUGUAAGUCAUGGUUCUCAAAGCCAUGGAAAUUUACAUACUACGAAUUCCAAAAAACAUGCUCAGAUUCGCUUAGUAAACCUUGACAUGGAACCUAAUAUUCAAAACAAACAUGUGACUAAGAUAUCACAUGAAUCCCAACAUCAUGAUUCACACAUCAAUAGUAAAUCUCAAUCCAAAUCAAGUAAAUUAGCAAGCUCCGAAGAAAAUAGUCAUCAAUCAUCAUCAUCUAAACAUGGGUCUGGAGAUGUUUCUCAUGAAACACAUCACAAAAAGAAUAAAAAAGGUUCCAAAAUGGAGUUCGAUACAGAAUCUAGUGAAGAAUCAGUAGAGGACUCAAAGGAUAAACAUCAGGCUCAUUCUACAAAAGGUUCCGAUGAGUCAGUAGAGAAAUCCAAAGAGAAACAUCAUAAGGCGAAAAAAGGACCAAAUCAUCCUACAGAGUCAAGCGAAGAGUCAUCAGAGAGUUCUGAGUCAGAAGAAUCCAAUCAACACUCAAAGGAAAAGUCCAAAUCAAAAGCAAAAAAAGGAACUGGACACAAGUCGAAUCAUGGAUCUGAACACGGAUCUAGUCACGAUUCUGAACACGGUUCUAGUCAUGAAUCCGGACAUGAAUCAGGGCACGAUUCUAAACAAGGAUCCAGUCAUAACGCUGGACAUUCCUCUGGACAUGACGCUCACAGUUCCGAACAUGACUCAGGACACAACAACGGACGUGGAUCAGGACGUAAUUCUAAACACGGGUCAGGACACGAAUCUGAUCAUGGAUCCAGUUACGAUAAUGGGCAUUCAUCUGGGCAUGAUUCUCACAGCUCCGAGCACGACUCAGAACACAACUCCAAACAUGGAUCAGGACAGAAAUCUGAACAUGGAUCCAGUCAUGGCUCUGGACAUUCAUCUGAACAUGAUGCUCACAGUUCCGAGCAUGACUCAGGACACACCUCCAAUCGCGGAUCAGGACAUGAAUCCGACCAUGGGUCCAGUCAUGACUCUGGACAUUCCUCAACUCAUGAUACUCACAGCACUGAACACGACUCAGGACACACUUCCAAACACGGAUCAGGAAACAAUUUUGGACAUAGCUCUGGACACGGAUCUGAAGAAACUGAGAGUCACGAGACACACAAAUCAAGUCAUGAAGUUGAUGAACAGCAAGUGCUUGUGCCAUAUAACGAUAUAGUCCGAUGUGUUAUGCAAGCUCUUAAACGAUCCCAUGGAUUGCCAGCAGACAUGAGUCAACCGUCAGCACUAUCGUACCUAGUGUUAAACAAACCAUGCUAACAUACGAGAUUGUAAUAAAAUAUUUAUUUCUAGUCGAUAACGAUUGAAAUUACGAGUGUGUCACAAAUUAUUUUAAUUUAUUUUAAGAGUGUCCAUGCUAUAACCAAAA